This is a messenger RNA of Rotaria sordida, 883 nucleotides long. NCBI's taxonomy places the organism in Eukaryota, Metazoa, Rotifera, Eurotatoria, Philodinida, Philodinidae. The record is from the annotation of a GenBank genome assembly.
AUGAAAACAUUAUGGGGUGAUUAUUAUUUUGAUGAAAAAACUAAACGUGUUUGUAAAGGUGCACAAAGUAAAGGACAAAAACCAAUGUUUGUUCAAUUUAUUCUUGAAAAUCUUUGGAGUGUUUAUGAAGCAAUUAUUAUUCGACCUGAUAAUGAAAAACUUGAAAAAAUUGCAACAUCAAUUGGUGCUACAUUAACUCCACGAGAUAUUCAACAUACUGAUCCUUCUGUUCCAUUACAUCUUAUAUUUAAUCAAUGGUUACCUAUUGCUUCUGCUGUCUUUGAUAUAGUUGUUGUUCAAGUUCCAAAUCCAAAAGCAUUAAAUAUAGAAAAAAUUGAACAAUUAAUGUGUAAUAAAAGUCGUCGAUUUGAUACAUUGUUAUCAGAAAAUCAACAAUUAAAACAAGCAUUUAUUAAUUGUUCAAGUGAUGAUCAAGAACCAGUGAUAAUUUAUGUUUCAAAAUUAUUUUAUGUGAAUAAGAAUGCUCUAUCACAAAAUAGACAUAAAUCAUUAACUGCUGAAGAUAUAGCACAAGAACGUGAACUUAUUAAACAAAAGGUAGCUGAAGAGACAACAACAACAAAUGAAGAAUUAACAAAUGAAACUGUAGAAAACGACGAUCAAUCGACGACAGAAAAAGAUGUUGGAGAUUCAAUAAAAACAGAAUCGAAUGAAAAUAUGAAUGAAAAUGUAUUUCUUGCAUUUGCACGUGUUUAUAGUGAAAGAUUAAAACGAGGACAAAAAAUUUUUGUUUUAAGUCCAUGUCAUGAUCCAACAUUGUUCGUUGGAAAAAAUCUUAAUGAAGUUUCCGCUCAUAAUAUUUCUCAUCAUGCACAUGAAUUUAUUGUUCAAGAUCUCUAUUUAAUGAUGGGUCGAGAAUUUA